This is a messenger RNA of Macroventuria anomochaeta, 360 nucleotides long. Its product is annotated as putative 40S ribosomal protein S25. The transcript is spliced from 3 exons. Lineage: Eukaryota; Fungi; Ascomycota; Dothideomycetes; Pleosporales; Didymellaceae. Gene Ontology annotation, molecular function: structural constituent of ribosome. The coding region runs from base 1 to 294 and encodes 97 amino acids. The record is from RefSeq and is a predicted model, not a curated record. Gene Ontology annotation, cellular component: cytosolic small ribosomal subunit.
AUGGCACCCUCAGCAACCGGAGGCAAGAAGCAGAAGAAGAAGUGGUCCAAGGGCAAGGUCAAGGACAAGGCCCAGCACGCUGUCGUCCUCGACAAGAACGUCACCGACAAGCUUAACAAGGAUGUCCAGUCGUACCGCCUGAUCACCGUUGCCACCCUCGUCGAUCGACUCAAGAUCAACGGUUCGCUCGCACGGAAAGCCCUCAACGACCUCGAGGCCAACGGUCAGAUCAAGAAGGUUGUCGGUCACUCGAAGCUGUCCGUCUACACCCGCGCUGUCGGUGAUGCCGAGUAAAUCAUCCCUUAGCGAAAUGGAAUAGACGCGGACCUCGGUGCUCUUUUCAGCUUUUCAACGACAUUC